ACAUCUCCAUCUCUGUUCACAGCUCAAUCUUUCUCCUUCCUUCGUUGAACUUUCUUCCCUAAAAUGUCUACCCCUUUCAUUACUCUGAAGAUCCGCCAUUGUCCCCACUCCCCUCACUGCUAAAAUCUUCUCUUCCCUCGUCCGACAUUGUCAGCUCCCUCCUUUCCCCGUGACCUCCAGUCAAGCAUAUUCCGUUUCCCCUGCUAACCCGCCAUCCCUAGACCUUGAAUUCACCCCCUCUUCCCUAUAAAAAGUCCUGAGGUUUUAGCUUCGGGGUUACUUUGUCAGCUCAUCAGAUUGAAUUCUCCCCCAAAUCAUAGCCCCUCUCGCGUGAAUUUCAAGUCUGAUCGUCAGUCCCGCAAAACCCCAAAUUUCCCUGUUCAUUGUUCGUUGGGAGCUUCGGUUUAACGUUGAGGAAAUUGGGAUUUAGCCUUCCGGUUUCAUCGAGUGGUCUGUUCGGGUCGGAAGGCUUGAAUUCCUUCUUCGAUUGUCGUAUCGUGUCUCUCCCGUGAUCCUUGAGUUUUAGGGUUUUAUAUUGUUGUGGAAUGGAACCGAGCGCUCCGGUGAGGUUCAUUUUGGGGAAGCAAUCUUCCCUGGCACCGGAACGCCACGGGGAGGAUCUGGAGAGGGAGAUCUCAGUGGAAGAAGGGAUCGAGAUCGACCCGAGGGUGAAGCUCCUGUACCUGGCGAAUGAGGGCGAUCUGGAGGGCGUGGAGGAGCUGCUGGAUUCCGGAGUCGAUGUCAAUUUUAAGGACAUUGAUGAUCGGACUGCCCUGCACAUCGCCGCGUGCCAGGGAUUGACCGAUAUGGCUGCCCUGUUGCUCAAAAGGAGAGCCGAUGUCAACCCCAAGGAUCGCUGGGGAAGCACUCCUCUUGCAGAUGCUAUCUACUACAAAAAGCACGGUGUGAUCAAACUUCUCGAGGAACAUGGUGCCAAGCCUCCGGUGGCUCCUAUGCACGUCAAACAUGCCCGUGAAAUCCCCGAGUAUGAGAUCAACCCGAAUGAACUUGAUUUUGCUAACAGCGUGAACUUAUAUAAAGGAACUUUCCGUGUAGCAUUGUGGCGCGGAACAAAAGUUGCUGUGAAAAGACUUGGAGAUGAAGUGCUUGCUGACGAAGAGAAAGUGAGGGCCUUUAGAGAUGAGCUUGCACUACUACAGAAGAUAAGGCACCCAAAUGUUGUCCAAUUUCUUGGAGCCGUAACCCAAAGCAGUCCAAUGAUGAUUGUGACAGAAUAUUUGCCAAAGGGAGAUCUUUGUGAGUAUUUGAGUACAAAAGGACCGCUAAAGCCAGCAGCAGCGGUUAAGUUCGCCCUUGAUAUUGCAAGGGGAAUGAAUUAUUUGCAUGAGAACAGACCAGCAAUAAUCCACCGUGAUCUUGAGCCUUCAAACAUAUUGAGGGACGAUUCAGGCCAUCUGAAAGUAGCAGAUUUCGGAGUCAGCAAGCUGCUUACUGUUAAAGAAGACCGGCCUUUGACCUGUCGGGAUGCAUCUUGUCGCUAUGUUGCCCCAGAAGUUUUUAAAGACGGAGAAUAUGAUACAAAAGUGGAUGUUUUCUCAUUUGCUUUGAUACUGCAAGAGAUGAUUGAAGGCUGCCCACCGUUUUCGGCCAAGGUAGACAAUGAAGUGCUUAAAGCAUACACUGCAAAUGAGCGUCCACCAUUUAGAGCUCCAGCUAGGAGCUACUCGCAUGGCCUCAAAGAGUUGAUUGAAGCAUGCUGGAAUGAGAAGCCAGCGAAGCGGCCUUCUUUCCGGACAAUAAUAGAGAAGCUGGAGCAUAUACACUACUCUCUUAACCACAAGAGUCGUUGGAAGGUUCAACCUUUGAAGUGUUUCAAUAAUUUCGAGGCCAUGUUAAAGAAGGACCGUUCCGAUCUAAGCAGAAGCGGGUCAUCUCGUUCUACCAACAGCAUUUAGCACCACGUGUUUUUCAUAUACAAAUAUGUUUUCUCGACUUAGUGCAGAAGAAUUGAAUUGUUCGUAUGUUAGUUUCUGAAGCUGUAAAUUAAGAUUCACUUUUAGGUCAUUAACUUUAUACGUAAUUUGUAAACUCUUCGCUGAACGAUUGGCUUAUUUUGGGAAAAAGAAUAAAGAACAAAUCUCAUUUGUCGCAUUGGUGAUA
Messenger RNA from Punica granatum (pomegranate), 2121 nucleotides. The record is from RefSeq and is a predicted model, not a curated record. NCBI's taxonomy places the organism in Eukaryota, Viridiplantae, Streptophyta, Magnoliopsida, Myrtales, Lythraceae.